CUAUAUCCUAUAGACCCCCUCUAAAUUGGCAUAGCUCCGCCACAGUUAAACUAAACCCCAACUCCAAAUUUGCAGAAGUUUCUUCCAGGGUUUAAUUCUCAGUAUUUGUUGUUCUCAUUCUUCACAACCAGAGAGACAUCAAAGACUUGUUUGUCAACAUGGCAACUACGAACCAGGAUCUUUUGAAGUUGGAGCUGAAAACCUCUACAUCUUCUUCUUUUGAAUCAUCACUUCUUGUCUGCCCUACAAAGGAAACACCAUCCCCAGGCUCGAUUUGUGGGGAAAAGCUAGUGACAAGUUCCAUUCCUAGAAGCCAAGUGCUUGGGAAAGUGAGGGAUUUCUUUGGAGUAAUGGCUGAAGCUAAUGAAAAGCUGCAGAAUGAUGUCAAAGAGAAUUCUGGCAAGGAUUACAAUAUUGAGGCGCUCACUGGAAAUGAAAAUGAAUUCAUUGAGAUGGAUUUGGUUCUGGGUGUUGCUGAUCUUCAUACCCCAGAAGCUGUGGCUGCUGCUGAAUCUGCCAUGGCUGGCUCCCAACGAGUGAUUAAUUUAGCAGACAACGAUAGUGAUUCUGAUACAGAAAGCAGUGAUGACGAAAAUGAAGAUGACAAUGAUGAGGGAACCACAGGAAACGGUACCGAGAAAGUGAAGUCUCGUAAAGAUGAUUCUUCUGGCGACAGGCAACCAAAAAAGCGACCAAAGAUCAUUGAGCUCCUUUGAUAACCUUUUUCAUCACCGCGUUAUUGUGCAACCCUUACUACUAAGAUUAACAGAGAAACAGCUUAUGGAGUCCUUGCGGUAUUUUGCGUGGAGUCAACUUGUAAGGAUUGUGUAGAAAAAUACAAAAGAAACAACUGCGUGCCUGUAGGAGGACUGCAUUUGCCCGAGCAUUCUAGAGCUUUUUCUUGAUGCCCUUGGAUUAAAAAUUAGUUUCUAGUGCUUUGUUGAGUAGAUUCCUUGCCAAGUAGAAAGUGUUUGUUUGUUAUUUUCAUGUAUUCCUGUCCAGAAAUCGCUUUGAAUCACAAAUGCAGUCAGGAUAAACUGCACAAGAAGUAACCUGCUGGAAUUUUACAUUGUAGGGUUCUGAGUUCUGACAAAUAAGCCCUAUAUCAUCCGUGGAAAACCAAGUUCCAUUGGGAUGUGAAGUGCAUUAUCGUCAUUAUUUUGACUAGAUGUCAUGGUGCGGGA
Papaver somniferum (opium poppy) is the source of this 1184-nucleotide messenger RNA. RefSeq lists its product as uncharacterized. The record is from RefSeq and is a predicted model, not a curated record. Lineage: Eukaryota; Viridiplantae; Streptophyta; Magnoliopsida; Ranunculales; Papaveraceae. Gene Ontology annotation, biological process: box C/D snoRNP assembly. Bases 159 to 716 code for a protein of 185 amino acids. The transcript is spliced from 6 exons. Gene Ontology annotation, molecular function: box C/D methylation guide snoRNP complex binding.